ACAUGGUACGUAGAAACAUGAAACAUAGCAUUUAAAUUUUAAUGCAUGUUAUUUUGUAAUAACUAAUUUCCCUUGUCCGACUCCUUUGGAUCUUGAUCUUUGAGACAGUCCAAGUUGGAACAUUAAUUUCCGUGUCUUUCUCUCACACUCACAAUUUUCCAUCUUCUUCCACUGCCACAAACACCACCCAAAUCUCUCACCCUCCUUUUAGCAAAUCUCACAAACGACAACUAUAAUCCCAAAGACGCCAAACUUUUUUUAUUCUCUCUUUCUUUCAUUCUUCUCUGUGUGUAUGUGUCUCUCUCUCUGUAUCCCUUCGUGAGUUAUGGCACUGAGUAAGUCGCGUAACAACAAGCGCUCUUCCUCAAAUUCUUACGCUUCUACUGCAACCACCGUGCUGUUCAUUGCACUGUGUGUUCUGGGUGUAUGGAUGCUCACUUCCAACAAUGUGGUUCCACCCCAAGCCACCACCACUCGCACCGCCACGUCCACUUCCACUUCCACGGGCGCUUCCUCAUCAUCUUCCUCCAAUGAUCUCCCCCAAGGCAUCAUCAAGUCUGCUGACAGUAAGUCGUUUGAAGACAGUCCCGGUGAACUUCCUGACGAUGCCCUCAAAGCCGAUGAUUCAAACAAAUCGGAUGUUUCUAAUGAAGAACAAGCAAAGGCUAUUCCUGCUGAGGAAGAUAGGAGCAGUUCUUCGGAACAAGAAAAUGAAGGUGAUAAACAAGAAGAACAGGCUGCCAUUGAGGAAGAGAAGCAGAAAGAAAGCCAAACUCAAUUAUCCGAAGAAAGUUCGAUGACUCAAACUCAACAGGUUAAAGUUUCUGAAUCUGAGGAAAACUCGAAAGCUAGUAGUGACGAAGGUGGUGGUACUACUGGAAUUGAAAAAGUGACGGAGAACAACGAGGUUCAGGAACAAAAUAGUGACUCUGAAAGUGGUGAAACCGCACAAGAAAAUCAUGACCAACAAAAGCCAGACGAAGAUCAACAACAACAGGAUAAGAUACUACAACAGCAACUACAAGAGGAUGAAAACCGAGGGAAUUCACGGGAGACUCAGAAUCAAACGCCAGUGGAAGAUCAACAACAACCCCAAACAGUACAAAAUGAGGGAGAUGAUCAACAACAACAACAACAGCAGCAGCAGCAGGAGCAGCGACAGCAAGCCGAUCAAGACCAGAAAAGCUCACAGGAAUCUCAAAAUGAGAUAUCAGAGGAUGAUCAACAGAAACGAGUACAACAGCACAAACAUGAAAAGCAACAAAAACAACAACAAGAAAAUUCGGAAUCCACGGCUAAAACCGAUGAAUCAGCCGCGCAAGAUCAAUCAUCGCAGCAUGAAUUCACAGACGUGACGAACCAGCAAACCGAUGCAACCCAACAAUCCGCAACGGUGGAUCAACAACAACAGCAGGAGCCUCAGCAAAAAAAGAGUGGGAAAGAAGAAGCUAAGGCCGCUGAGUCAAACUCAGGCGAGACAUUCCCUGGUGGGGAGAACUCCGGGAUUCCAAAGGAGUCAAAGGAGUCGAAGAAAGCUUGGUCAACUCAAGCAGAUCAGUCGGAAAACGAGAAGGAGAGACGGAAGGACGAGUCGGACGGUCAAGGGAGCAUCUAUGGAUACACUUGGCAGCUAUGUAACGUAACGGCAGGUCCAGAUUAUAUACCGUGUUUGGACAACGAGCAGGCAUUGAAGCAUUUACAUUCAACCAGACACUUCGAGCAUAGAGAGAGGCAUUGCCCUCUAGAAGGACCCACUUGCCUUGUCCCACUUCCUCAAGGCUACAAAACAACCAUCGAGUGGCCACAAAGCAGAGACAAGAUAUGGUAUCACAACGUACCACACACUAAGUUGGCGGAGGUGAAAGGGCACCAAAACUGGGUUAAGGUGACGGGUGAGUUCUUAACAUUUCCAGGCGGUGGGACCCAGUUCAUACAUGGAGCGCUCCAUUACAUCGACUUUGUAGAACAGUCAGUACCAGCAAUCGCAUGGGGAAAGCGAACUCGGGUAAUACUGGACGUGGGUUGCGGGGUUGCGAGUUUUGGUGGCUAUCUAUUCGAGAGAGAUGUCCUUACAAUGUCAUUUGCACCAAAAGAUGAACACGAGGCUCAAGUUCAGUUUGCUCUUGAGAGAGGAAUCCCUGCCAUUUCUGCUGUCAUGGGUUCACAGAGACUUCCAUUUCCAAGUAGGGUUUUUGAUAUUGUUCACUGUGCUCGUUGCAGAGUUCCCUGGCAUGCAGAAGGCGGACUACUUCUUUUGGAAUUGAACCGGGUUCUACGACCUGGGGGUUACUUCGUCUGGUCAGCCACCCCUGUGUACCAGACGCUUGAAGAAGAUGUACAAAUCUGGAAAGCGAUGACCACACUGACGGCAUCCAUGUGUUGGGAGCUUGUGACCAUCCAGAAGGAUAAACUGAAUUCCAUUGGUGCUGCAAUCUACCGCAAACCAACAACAAAUCAAUGCUACGAUGAAAGAAAGCAAAACCAGCCUCCUAUGUGUAAAAAUGACGAUGAUCCUAAUGCUGCGUGGUACGUACCUCUGCAAGCAUGUAUGCACCGUGUGCCAGUAGAAGAGGCAGAGAGAGGGACUCAUUGGCCCGAAGAAUGGCCAAGUCGAUUACAAACACCUCCUUACUGGUUAAACAGCUCUCAAUUGGGGAUCUACGGGAAGCCUGCGCCACAAGAUUUUGAAGCCGAUUACAAACACUGGAAACGUGUCGUCAAGGAUUCAUAUAUGGCCAGGUUGGGAAUCAGCUGGUCCAAUGUCAGGAAUGUCAUGGACAUGAGAGCUGUUUAUGGAGGGUUUGCAGCGGCAUUGAAAGACGUUAAAGUUUGGGUGAUGAAUGUGGUGAAUAUAGAUUCUCCGGAUACACUACCAAUAAUCUAUGAGCGUGGUCUUUUUGGAAUAUACCAUGACUGGUGCCAAUCUUUCAGCACCUACCCCAGAACGUAUGAUCUCCUUCAUGCAGAUCAUCUUUUCUCAAAGCUGCAAAAGAGGUGCAAACUUGCUAGUGUAAUGGCGGAGGUUGAUAGAAUUGUGAGGCCUGGAGGAAAAUUGAUUGUUCGAGAUGAGUCACGAGCAAUUGGGGAGGUUGAGAACCUCUUGAAGUCUCUGCACUGGGAGGUUCAUUUAACUUUUUCCAAAAACCAGGAAGGGAUUCUUAGUGCACAGAAAGGAAAUUGGCGACCAGAUACACUGGCAUCUUCCUGAUCAGUUAGAGACAUGAGCAAUCCAAAUAGUUUGGUUGUUAUAUAAAGCACUCCUCCUCGGACAAUUUUAUAGGCCAGCAAUUUUUUCUGUGGCAUCUUGUUUCUGGAUGUAAUUACUAUCUUUUGCUGCAAUUCAGAAAAAAAGAUGGAUGUAAUUUUUACUGUUGUCAAAUCUUAUCAAACAGUGAGAAAAUAGAUAAUGAGUCAAAAGCUUCAUUUUUUUUUUUU
Messenger RNA from Ziziphus jujuba (common jujube), 3435 nucleotides. RefSeq names its product probable methyltransferase PMT27. The transcript is spliced from 8 exons. The record is from RefSeq and is a predicted model, not a curated record. Gene Ontology annotation, cellular component: cytoplasm; endosome; trans-Golgi network. Gene Ontology annotation, molecular function: methyltransferase activity. The coding region runs from base 326 to 3208 and encodes 960 amino acids. NCBI's taxonomy places the organism in Eukaryota, Viridiplantae, Streptophyta, Magnoliopsida, Rosales, Rhamnaceae.